Messenger RNA from Symbiodinium sp. CCMP2456, 708 nucleotides. The record is from the annotation of a GenBank genome assembly. Lineage: Eukaryota; Dinophyceae; Suessiales; Symbiodiniaceae.
AUGAAAGAGGCUCGCAGUGGAGUCAGCACCUCCACAACAGCAUCCUUGGCGGCAGAGUCUAGUGACGCCAUGUUUGCCAGAGCGGGAGACGAUGAUGGUGAUCGAGAAAGGUUCCUUCGGGAAGAGAUGCCUUGCAGCUUGUGGUGCUGCUCGGCUCACUGCUCCAAAGACUUGGUUGCGCAAGUGUCCCCGGUGCCUCGUGUGCCCAGUCGAGACAUUUGCUUGGGGCUUGCUGACCUGACCAAUAUCCAGCCGAACUUCAACGGAGUUUGGAUAUGCGUGGAAGUGCGCGGCAACAUGGACAGGUUCUUGCAAGAGAUGGGGUUGGACGAGGAGCUCCGACAAGAGGCUGAACAUAGCAACUACGGUGCUUAUCAGCAGCGGCAAAUCAUAGUGCAGAGCGGCAACAACUUUGAGAUAGCCAACGAGUUGAAGGCUCGAGUUGUCAGCGUCUUUAGUGUGGGCGGUGGGGUUCAACCGAGUCGAGACCUGCACGGCAGGCCGUUGUUGCUUGAACCCAGCUGGGAUGAAGCAGGUGGCGUUUUGCUUGUCAGGAGCUACACCGCUGGCAUGCAGUUGAUUGUCCAGACGCAAAGGUAUUUGGAACGAGGCCGAAUGGUCAUGGAAAUAUCAACGCCGGCGGGCACCACGGUGAAGCGAAUCUUCGAAAUCGAUGCUGCAGGCUCCGCAACCGUGAGUGCAGUUUGA